AGCCGCCCUUUCUCGAUCAGUGGGGUGGUCCUCCUGGGAGAGUUUGACGAUGACUUCGUUUCCCACGCGCUCGACCGCGAGCGGGUGUUUUGCGACUCUGGGCCGUGGCUGGCCCUACUGGCGUCGAUGGUGGGAUGGUUUUGGUCGAGUGUCGGUUCGGAGAUGCGGCCGCCGUGGAGAUGAUGGUCGACUCGGGCGCGCAGCACAGCGUGAUCUCGGCCCCGUUAGCUCGAAGGCUCGGCCUGAUGAACCGCUUGGAUCGGUCCGAGCAGGGCGUCGCCGCGGGAGUCGGAAGAGCGCGGAUCAUCGGCAAAUUACGGUCCGUGGCGAUCUACCUGAAGAACGUCGAGUUCGCUUCCGCGUAGAAUUUGAAUUUCACGGCCCCCCACGCUAUCAACGCAAUGCUGUGCGCACGCAGGUUCGCUUUAGACUUCUCGGUUCUAGAAGUACAAGAUCAGUUGUUGUUACUGGGCCUCGACCAGCUCCGCCGCUUCAGAUGCAUCAUUGACCUUGAGCAGAACGUCCUCGUGUUCGGCGGCGCCGGCGGCGUGCAGGUACCCUUCCUCGAGCAGGAGCGCGUCCGGCGCUACAUCCAGGGGACUCCCCUCGACGGCUGCCGGCAGAUGUGAGUGUGUA
Messenger RNA from Pelagomonas calceolata, 636 nucleotides. Lineage: Eukaryota; Pelagophyceae; Pelagomonadales; Pelagomonadaceae. The record is from the annotation of a GenBank genome assembly.